UAGGUUUUAAAAUACCUUCUUCCCCAUUUAGACGCCCCAAAAAUAACGUCCUGCCUGCUUGUUAUAUUGACCUCUCCGUCCUUCUGUUUUCUCUCUCCUCCAUCUCUGUUUAUCUCUCUAACUCAAUCAUGGGCGGCUUCCGAUGGGUCAGACCCGAGGUUUACCCUCUGUUUGCUUCGGUUGGUGUAGCCGUCGGAAUUUGUGGGUUUCAGCUCGUCCGGAAUAUCUGCGGUAACCCUGAAGUCAGGGUGAUUAAGGAAAAGCGAGCUGCUGGAAUCCUUGAUAAUUUUGCAGAGGGAGAGAAAUAUGCACAGCAUUCUCUCAGGAAGUUUGUGCGCAACAAGAGCCCUGAAAUUAUGCCAGGUCUUAACAGCUUCUUCAGUGACCCACAGUGAACGUGUUGAUUCUGUUCCUGAUUUAUAAUGGUGGAUCUUUACUGAAAGUUUCUUCCCUAUUUGACAAACGAACUUGAUCAUGUGAUAUAAUGUUUGAACGAAGAUAGCAAUGGGUUACUUGGUCUACCCUCUAAUUUUUUUGAACUCUUUGAGAUAUUUGAUUAUCGAAACUGGUUCAACCCAUUCAAGGGAGACCAUGUAAAUUUAAAAAACAUAGUCUCAUUGCUUUUUGAAUAAUCGUAUCAAGUUUCAAUAUUUGCUUC
Spinacia oleracea (spinach) is the source of this 658-nucleotide messenger RNA. RefSeq lists its product as uncharacterized. The transcript has 3 exons. Lineage: Eukaryota; Viridiplantae; Streptophyta; Magnoliopsida; Caryophyllales; Amaranthaceae. The coding region runs from base 129 to 395 and encodes 88 amino acids. The record is from RefSeq and is a predicted model, not a curated record.